Molecule: messenger RNA, 1360 nt
Organism: Leptopilina boulardi
Lineage: Eukaryota; Metazoa; Arthropoda; Insecta; Hymenoptera; Figitidae
Product: autophagy-related protein 16-1-like
Exons: 10
Coding region: 212-1360 (382 amino acids)
Biological process (GO): autophagosome assembly
Cellular component (GO): autophagosome membrane
Molecular function (GO): protein binding
Source: RefSeq, a predicted model, not a curated record
CUACGUGCUGCUCGUGUCCUUGUGCUGCUGUUCACUAAUUUGUCUCCUUGCAGAAUUUUCUUCCAAAUUUUCACUUUUCUCCAUUUUAAAAUGUCAUUUUUGAAUCAGAUUCUAGAAGAAAUAAGGAUUCGAGGACUGAUUUAAUUGUCUAAAGGCCAGUGUAGAAGGAGGAGAUGGCUUCAAUGGAUCAAAACUCAAUUUAUGUGAAAAUAUGGCUAGUGGAGAAGCAAUGCAGCAUCAUUUUGGAGAAGAUAUGAGAUGGAAGAAGGAUAUUAUUUCUCAAUUAAGAGAACGAAAUAAAUCUCAAACUCAAUGUUUUCAAGAUCUUAUUAGUUUACAUAAUCGCCUCUUUGAGAGUGCUAAUACACUGAGAGGUGAAAAUAUACAAUUGUCUAUAAGAAAUGAAAAGUUGUGUCGAGAAAUUGCAGUGGGAAGUACUGGAGCAGGUACAAAUGUUGAAGCACGAUUAUUGGCACAAGCUGAAGAAUUGGCAACUUUACACAGGAGACGAGGAGAACAUACACAACAAAUAGUAGAUCUCAAUAAUAAAUUACAAAGUCUUCAAAAAGAACUUCAAACUAAAGAAACCAGUCUUGCAGAAACUACGGAACUUAACAAUACGUUACGUAUUGAUAUUUCAAAAUAUGUAAUGAGAGAAAAGGAAUUGGAAAAUAUCAAUCAAACAUUGAAAGAUGAACAUCAAGCUUUGCAACUUGCUUUCGCUUCGUUGGAAGAAAAACUCAGGAAAGCUCAGGAAGAAAAUCGUCAAUUGGUGGAGCGUUUAAUUAAAUAUAAGGCAAAAGAUGCAGAUAAAAUGAAUGAAGAAAAUGACAAUUUUUUGAAUGAGAGUUUUACCAGCCCGACAGCCUUUUUGAUGCAUACCAUUUCAAAGUUUGGAAAGAGGCAAGCAAAAAUGCAGAAGGAAUUGGAGGAUGCUGCACGUGAUACAAGACCAGUUAGUCCUGAUCGACUUAGCGUUAAAGAAGGAAUUGUUAGUCUUCCCACCGCAGUUCCUACCAAUGUCUCCAUCAAAUUUAAUGCACAUGAUGGAGAAGUGAAUGCGGUGAGAUGGUCUCCUGUCGAUAGAAUCCUUGCCACUGGAGGUGCUGACCGAAAAGUAAAGCUUUGGGACAUUUCGAAAGGUGCUUUUGAGUGUAAAGGAAUACUAGUGGGAAGUAAUGCCGCCGUGAUGUCCGUGGACUUCGACACAACAGGAACACUUAUAUUGGGAGCGUCCAACGAUUUCGCCAGCCGAGUAUGGACAGUCAGCGAUCUUCGAUUAAGGCCCCUGUCAUUCUGCGGUGAAGAUGCUCAGCAAAUUGACUGGUUCGACAGUUUAGAAAGAGGUUUUCUUCCAUAA